UGUAUUUUGAUUGCAUUUGCGGUGAAAAUGAACGUAGUUUUGGUGUAGUGUGAAUAUAUUGGAAUGUUGAUCCGUUAACUGGAUACGUUGAUGCGGUGGGUGUGGUUAUAUGCCUCGCAAACUCUAGAGGCGAGAUCAAGACCGGCUGAUUGUUUGUUCUCUGAGGUAGGAAAUAUGUAUGAAGGUGCAGACUAUAUUACCUCAAAUGCAAAUAUUGUAGAGAAAGGAAGAGACAGCGCCAGAAAAGACGAAAGUGGUAGUGUCCUUCAGGGGGACGAAUCAGCAACUGAAUCAGCAACAGGUGCAGAGGAGGAAGAUGAAGAGGCUGGAGAAAAGCGGAAACGAAGGAAAAUGGAUAUAUCUUGUAAUUUCGUGUUUUUCUUUUUUAUAGCCACGCUGUUCUAUUUUCUUCCAGUUUUGAUUUGGGAUUUCUGGAAAACAUGUCAAUAAAGUACAUUUUCAAAUUUGUGUAAAUGUGUUUCAGCUAGAAGUUAGAGUACACGGCAAUUACGUGCACGACUGCUUUCAACAAUCAGAUCAGCUAAAUCCUUAUCAAUUGCUCUAUACUAAAAAA
Molecule: messenger RNA, 574 nt
Organism: Penaeus monodon (black tiger shrimp)
Lineage: Eukaryota; Metazoa; Arthropoda; Malacostraca; Decapoda; Penaeidae
Exons: 2
Coding region: 91-450 (119 amino acids)
Source: RefSeq, a predicted model, not a curated record